UCCGAGCCAAUAAGCGCUCGCCUGCGUCAUGAAAGGGGCGGGGCUAUGUCACGGUGAGGGUCGUGUGUGAAAAGUAAGAGCAGCAGGAGCGGAGCGGGUAGUACGGUGAGCUGCUCUCCUUUCCAAAAUGACAAAGAUGGGCUUCCUGCGAUUGUCCUACGAGAAACAGGACACGCUGCUGAAGCUGCUUAUACUGUCCAUGGCUGCUGUCCUCUCAUUCUCCACCAGGCUUUUUUCCGUGUUGAGGUUUGAAAGUGUCAUCCAUGAGUUUGAUCCGUACUUCAACUACCGUACCACCCGCUUCCUGGCAGAAGAAGGAUUUUAUAAGUUUCAUAACUGGUUUGAUGACAGAGCAUGGUAUCCACUAGGGAGGAUUAUUGGUGGCACCAUUUAUCCAGGACUCAUGGUCACAUCUGCCGUCCUUUAUCACGUCCUACAUUUUUUCCACAUCACUAUUGACAUCCGUAAUGUCUGUGUGUUUUUGGCUCCGUUGUUCUCCUCCUUCACUGCCAUAGUCACCUAUCACCUCACCAAGGAGCUGAAGGAUGCAGGUGCUGGUCUCCUUGCAGCUGCAAUGAUCGCAGUGGUGCCUGGUUACAUCUCUCGUUCUGUCGCUGGCUCCUAUGAUAAUGAAGGUAUUGCCAUCUUCUGUAUGUUGUUGACCUAUUACAUGUGGAUCAAAGCUGUCAAAACGGGGUCAGUGUACUGGUCGUCCAUGUGUGCGCUGGCAUACUUCUACAUGGUGUCUUCCUGGGGCGGCUACGUGUUCCUAAUCAACCUCAUUCCCCUCCACGUCCUGGUCCUGAUGCUCACAGGCCGUUUCUCUCACCGCAUUUAUGUGGCUUACUGUACAGUCUACUGCCUGGGCACCAUCCUCUCCAUGCAGAUCCCCUUCGUUGGUUUCCAGCCGGUGCAGUCAUCAGAGCACAUGGCAGCCUUCGGCGUGUUCGGCUUGUGCCAGAUCCAUGCCUUUGUGGAUUACCUGCGCAGCAAACUCAAUGCACAACAGUUUGAGGUGCUGUUCAAGAGCGUCAUCUCUCUGGUGGGCUUCAUCCUGCUGUCUGUGGGGGCUGUUCUCAUGCUGACAGGUAAAAUCUCACCCUGGACUGGCCGUUUCUACUCCCUGCUGGACCCCUCUUAUGCCAAAAACAACAUCCCCAUCAUCGCCUCCGUCUCAGAGCACCAGCCCACAACCUGGUCGUCGUACUAUUUUGACCUCCAGUUGCUCGUCUUCAUGUUCCCAGUUGGUCUCUACUACUGUUUUAACAACCUGUCUGACGCCAGGAUCUUCAUCAUCAUGUACGGCGUUACCAGCAUGUACUUCUCAGCUGUCAUGGUGCGUCUGAUGUUGGUACUCGCCCCUGUGAUGUGCAUCCUAUCAGGCAUUGGUGUGUCCCAGGUAUUAACGACUUACAUGAAGAACUUGGAUGUCAGCCGGCAAGACAAGAAAACCAAGAAACAGCAGGAUGCUACGUACCCCAUCAAAAAUGAGGUUGCCAGUGGGAUGAUUCUGGUCAUGGCUUUCUUCCUCAUCACAUACACCUUCCACUCUACCUGGGUAACCAGCGAAGCCUACUCUUCUCCCUCCAUUGUCCUGUCGGCCCGUGGUGGCGACGGCAGCCGCAUCAUCUUUGAUGACUUCAGAGAGGCCUACUACUGGCUCCGCCACAACACUCCCGAGGAUGCUAAAGUCAUGUCGUGGUGGGAUUAUGGCUAUCAGAUAACGGCCAUGGCUAAUCGAACCAUCCUAGUGGACAACAACACAUGGAACAACACGCACAUCUCCAGAGUUGGUCAGGCUAUGGCCUCCACAGAGGAGCGGGCCUAUGAGAUCAUGAGGGAGCUGGAUGUCAGUUAUGUCCUGGUGAUCUUUGGAGGACUGACGGGCUACUCCUCCGAUGACAUUAAUAAGUUUCUGUGGAUGGUCCGCAUUGGAGGGAGCACUGAGACUGGCAAACACAUCAAGGAGCACGACUACUACACUCCCACCGGAGAGUUCAGAGUAGAUCGUGAGGGCUCCUCCGUCCUGCUCAACUGUCUUAUGUACAAGAUGUGCUACUACCGCUUUGGACAGGUCUACACAGAGGGCAAGAGGCCACCUGGUUAUGACAGAGUGAGAAAUGCUGAAAUUGGGAACAAAGACUUUGAACUGGACGUGUUGGAGGAGGCCUACACAACAGAGCACUGGCUGGUCAGGAUAUACAAGGUGAAAGAUCUUGAUAACCGAGGACUUUCCAGGACAUAAAAGCUUCAGGCGGCGCUGAAUACAUCCUUGGCACAGCACUGAAUGCCUUCCCCUGUGGUCUGCCAAUGAGUGGUGAAAAGUACUUUUUUAUACUUUGUUUGGGGAAGAAAACUGCAUCAGAGAUUGUUUUGUUUUUGUUUGUUUGUUUUUCCUUCCUCUCCCCUUCUCCUCGCUUUCCCUUUUUGGAUAAUGUUUCUUCUGGGAUAAGAGGGAGCUGGUGUAAAACCAGGAAGUAUAAUUUGCCAGAAAGUGUACAAAACAUUUGCUUUGGAUUUUUACAAUGUGGUCAAAUAAAGUGGAAUUACAUGUG
Molecule: messenger RNA, 2555 nt
Organism: Cololabis saira (Pacific saury)
Lineage: Eukaryota; Metazoa; Chordata; Actinopteri; Beloniformes; Belonidae
Gene: stt3a
Product: STT3 oligosaccharyltransferase complex catalytic subunit A
Exons: 18
Coding region: 128-2245 (705 amino acids)
Biological process (GO): post-translational protein modification
Cellular component (GO): membrane
Molecular function (GO): dolichyl-diphosphooligosaccharide-protein glycotransferase activity
Source: RefSeq, a predicted model, not a curated record